This is a messenger RNA of Sardina pilchardus (European sardine), 1688 nucleotides long. RefSeq names its product neuronal acetylcholine receptor subunit beta-4-like. Gene Ontology annotation, cellular component: neuron projection; plasma membrane; postsynaptic membrane. Lineage: Eukaryota; Metazoa; Chordata; Actinopteri; Clupeiformes; Clupeidae. The coding region runs from base 144 to 1688 and encodes 514 amino acids. The transcript is spliced from 7 exons. Gene Ontology annotation, molecular function: acetylcholine-gated monoatomic cation-selective channel activity; transmembrane signaling receptor activity. The record is from RefSeq and is a predicted model, not a curated record. Gene Ontology annotation, biological process: monoatomic ion transmembrane transport; signal transduction; nervous system process.
CGUGCGUUUUCUCAUCUCUCAAUACAAAGCGGGAGUUUCCGUGUUAACAGAAGAGACCCCGCCAGUGUCCUUUUUGGGAGUUCGAAAUGCUCCGGGGGACCAUAAGGUACAGUCCGUAAUGGAACCUCGCACGAAGGACGCACAUGGACCACUUGACAGCGACAAUGACGCGGACCCUGACUGUACUCGCUUGCGUGUUUACUUUCGUCCAAAGCGGCGCGUGUGCGGACGCGGAGGAGCGGCUGAUGAACUGGCUGCUGGGUAAAGGCCGCUACAACAAGCUGAUCCGGCCGGCGGUCAACCGCACCGAGCGCGUCACCAUCCUCCUGCAGGUGUCCCUGGCCCAGCUCAUCAGCGUGAAUGAACGAGACCAGGUGAUGACCACCAACGUGUGGCUAACUCAGAACUGGAAUGAUUACCGUCUGUCCUGGAACCCGGCGGAGUACGAGGGCAUCGACAAGCUGCGCAUCCCCUCCCGCCACAUCUGGCUGCCCGACAUCGUGCUCUACAACAACGCUGACGGCACGUACGAGGUGACGGUGUUCACCAACGCCAUCGUGCUCUUCAACGGCAGCAUCGCCUGGCUACCGCCGGCCAUCUACAAGAGCGCCUGCAAGAUCGAGGUCAAGCACUUCCCCUUCGACCAGCAGAACUGCACGCUCAAGUUCCGCUCCUGGACCUACGACCACACGGAGAUCGACCUGGUGCUCAAGUCCGAGGUGGCCAGCAUGGACGACUUCACGCCCAGCGGCGAGUGGGACAUCCUGGCGCUGCCCGGGCGGCGCACGGUCAACCCCAACGACCCCACCUACGUGGACCUCACCUACGACUUCCUGAUCAAGCGCAAGCCGCUGUUCUACACCAUCAACCUCAUCAUCCCCUGCAUCCUCAUCACCUCGCUGGCCAUCCUGGUCUUCUACCUGCCGUCGGACUGCGGCGAGAAGAUGACCCUGUGCAUCUCCGUGCUGCUGGCGCUCACCGUCUUCCUGCUGCUGAUCUCCAAGAUCGUGCCGCCCACCUCGCUGGACGUGCCGCUGAUCGGCAAGUACCUGAUGUUCACCAUGGUGCUGGUCACCUUCUCCAUCAUCACCAGCGUGUGCGUGCUCAACGUGCACCACCGCUCGCCCAGCACCCACACCAUGCCCGCCUGGGUCAAGCUGGUGUUCCUGGUCAAGCUGCCCGCGCUGCUCUUCAUGCGGCGCCCGCACAACAGCUCGGCGCGCCAGCGGCUGCGCCAACAGAGGCGGGCGCGGGAGCGGCGCGGGCUCCUGGGGCUGAGCUACGGCGGGGCGCCAACGCUGCCCUCCGUGCCCGCCAUCUCGGCCUCGUCCGCCGCGCUGCUCACCUCGGCCUUCUCGUCGCCCGGCCACUUCUACAAGAGCGCCGCCGCGUCGGCCGCGUCCGCCAGCCUCGGCUUCAGCGCCCAGGCGCCAGGAAGGUGGGGCUCUAACGUGGACGAGGCGGUGGACGGAGUGCGCUAUGUAGCUGACCGCAUGAUGGGGGACGACGAUGACCAGAGCGUGAUCGAGGACUGGAAGUACGUGGCCAUGGUGGUGGACCGGCUCUUCCUGUGGAUCUUCGUGAUCGUGUGUGUGUCGGGGACGCUGGGGCUCUUCCUGCAGCCGCUCUUCCAGAGCCACAUCGUGCCGCUGCCACACACCGAGGCCGCCGGCAGGAGCGGCAUGUGA